UAAUAGUCCUUUUGUUUUGCCCAUUUUCCUCUAGCUGCCUCGCACAGAUAAAAAGUCAAAAAAAGGACGGUAUGAUUCCGAAACAGCCAAGAAUUGCCUCGCUGUCUCUGAGGGAGCAAAUGAACAGACGCCGAACUUCCAUAAGCAAUAAACCAGUGACGAGCAAGCCCAAAGAGUCGUCGAGUUUAGCAGGUAGGAGGAUGGAAGCCUCGAGCAGCAGGAAGGACUCGGACGAGACGACGGGCGACGAGGAGCCCGAGGAGAGUUACAGCGCGGAGAUGCUGCUCAAGCAGAAUUACGAGCUGCGCCAUCGGCUGGAGGAGGAGGCGGCGAGCUACAAGCGUCGACUGGACACGUAUCGGCAGGCGCAGCAGCACCAGGCCGCUCUGGUCUCCCGGCUCCAGGCCAAGGUGCUGCAGUACAAGCAGCGAUGCUCCGAGCUCGAGAACAACGCCUCGGACUCGCCGGCCGACGAGGACAGACUGGCGCCGGCCUCGAGCAGCCACUUGAUCCUCCAGACGGCCCAGCAGACUAUGAGAGAUAUGCGCGACGCCGAGCAGAUUACCGAUCUCGACGCUGCCAUGAGAAAACUCGCCGAGGAGCGCGCCAGGUGCGAGCGUCUGCAGCAGUCGAACGCCCAAUUAAAGGAUCAACUGGAAGAGUCGCACAGGAGCAACGAGACGCUGACGAGCGAUCUGCAGAAGCUCAGCAGCGAGUGGGAUUCGCUGCGCGAGGAAAUGACCACCAAAGAGGACGAGUGGAAGGAGGAGGAAAUGGCCUUCAACGAGUACUACGCCUCGGAACACGCGCGUCUCUUGAACCUUUGGCGGGACGUCGUGUCGCUCAAGCGCCUCUUCUCCGACAUGAAGUUCACGACGGAGCGCGACCUCGGCAAGAUGCGCACUCAGUUGGCCAGCGCCGCCAGCGAUACUCUGGCCGCCUGCAGCAGCACCGGCUUCGCUCUCAAGCUCCAGGCUAUGCUGCCGGAUCGGCAGAGGCAGUCCCAAGGCCAGAGCCAGCUUCAGUCGUCGGCCGAAGCGCAAGAGCUGCAACUGGCCAAGGACCGACUGGAGGCCGCCCUCACCGACGUCCGAGCCAAGGACGAGCGAAUCCUGCACCUGACUCGCGACCUGCAGCUUCUCCAGGACAAAUGCGGCGAGAGCGAGGCGGCCUUUGCCCAGAAGCAGCGGAUACAGGAAGACCUGGAGAUCCUUCAAACGGCUCUCAGAGAAAUCGCCCACGCGGUCAUACAGGAUGCAGAGGCCAGGGACAUCGACGCCAGUGUCAACAGUCAAACCACGCCGCACCUUCAUCUCUCCCCGGCUGGUCCACCUCCGAAACGACCGACCACGAGAGUGUCCACUAUUCCCGCCUUUGCCGAGAGCACCAUCAGUGCCGUUCAAGCUGCUUUGCACAAGUAUCAGUUAUCUAUUCACGAGUUGCAGGUGAAACUUCAAACGAACAAGGAGCAGCUAUCUCUAUCGCGAAAACAGACGGAAAAUAUCGAGGAACGUUGUCUGGCACUGGAAGAAAAAAAUGCCGAAAUGACCAUACAACUGGACUCUCUCCGCUCGCAGAGUUUACACUUGUCGCAAGAAAAAGAGAUGCUGCAAAAGGCUCUGGAUAACGCGCGUUGCGAAAAAUUGAGUCUCGACAAGAGUCGGCUCGAAUACGCCAGCACGAUCGAUACCCUCAACGCCGAUUACGACAAGCUGGACAAGCUCAACGUCAAAAUGGAAAAGCUAUGUCGGGGACUCGAAGACGACAAAGCCUAUCUGCAAGCCGAAGUCGAUCGCUUGGCAAAAGACUGCGAUUCGAGAGAGGCGAGUUUGAGAAUCGAGGAGGAACGUUCGAGCAAGCUGCGCGAGGAAAUGUUGAGUUUGAGGGAAGACCUGAGCAAAGCCAAUCUCGCGAGGGACGUGCUCGAGCAACAAAAACUCGAAGUCGAUUCCCACUUGUCGCAGGUGGAAAAGAGCAAGGCCGAUAUCGAAUUGGAGCUCGAACGCGUAGUGCUCGAUAAAUCCGAUUUGCAAGAAUUGAUGUCCAAGUUGCAAGCUGUGUGCCUCUCGCACGAAGAAAAUUUAGCGCGUUUGCAGGAAGAACUGAAAAAAUGCAUCGAUGAAAAGAACAACUUGAUGUCGCAGUGUACCGAUCAACAAAACGAUUUGGCUUCGCUGAGGAAGGAAUUGUUGCAAGCCGAGCAGACGCGAUUAGAUUUGGAAUCCGAAAAAGUCACUAUGCACGAAAAGAUGAAAUUUUUAGAAAUUGAAAAAGAGAAGGUGGAGAUGGAACUGGCUCAGGUUAGUAGGGAGCGAGGCGAUCUCAGCAACCAACUGUCGAUAUUAGCUAGAAAAAAGGAGGCCCUCAAUGAAGAACUUAUGCGAUUGAAGCAGCGAUUCGAGCAAGCUGGAGAGAUGAAUGCUAGGAUCAAUCGAAGUCUAGAAGACCUCGUCAAGGAUAAUGAAGAAAAACAGGUCAUGAUAGAGAGUGGUGACAAGGAGAUUCAAAGAUUGCAAGAAAUUUUGGCUUCGACUCGCAGCGAGAAGGAAACUCUCGAGGCCAUUUUGUUCGAAACUCAGAGCAAUUUGGAAGGUAUGCACUCAAAGAAACUGCAAUUAGAAAAAGAGCAACAGGAGCUUCUGAUUAAACAAGAGAGUUUGAAGGGUCAAAUACUGAGAUUGACCAAAGAGUUAGAAAAUAGCGAGAAACACGCGAGAGAUAUAAAACACAGUUUAACGCAGCUUAGCGAAAACCAGGAGGCUGAAUUCCAAAAUGUCGUGCUAAAUUUGAAAAAACAAAGCGAAGAGGCGAUUAAAAAACUCAAUGAAGAAAAGGAACAAAUUAAAGUAGCUUCUGAAAAGAAACUGCAAAUGGAUUUAUCAAGAUUAGAGAAUGAAAAGGAUAAUGAAUUAUCUCAAUUGAAUCAAAGAAUGGAAGAGUUACAACAACACAUAGAAAAUGUUUGUCAACAGCAUGAAGAGGUUCUAUUAAGAGCAGAAAAUGAUAAACAACAAGCUUUGCUAAUUGCUCAUCAAGAUCAACAAGUUUUAAUGGACAAAUUGGAUAAUGUGUACCGAGAGCUAGAGGGUGAGAAGGGAACGCUCGAUCGUUUUCGACGAGAAUCUGCCUGUCAAGCCGAGCAAGACCGAAAUAGCCUCAAUAAAAUGAGAGACGAGUUGAAUCGAAUAAAAAGUAAAAUCGAUGAGACCAAGUUGAGAAGCGAAGAAGAAAAAUUGAAAUUAGAGUUGAAAAUAGAGGAGGUUCGGAACGAAAGAGACAGCGCCGUUAAGGAAAACGAAGAAUUGCAGGUACAGCUUCACAUGUCCGAAGAUAAGGUCGAUGAACUGCACAAUCAACUCCAAGAAACAGUGAGGAAAUUGAAAGAAGGUGAAGUAACGAUUGAAACAUCGCGCAAGGAACUGGUUGACGUAAGGCGUCAAUUGACCGAUUCCAAUUACGAAAAGGAAAAAUAUAACAGCAGCAACAAAGAACUUCGGGAGCGCAUAAAACAAAUCGAGAGCGAAAAACGGGAACAAGCGCGCACCUUGGAGGAAGUGUACCAGAAGAUGGCCGGUUUGGAAGAGGCGAGAACGGCUCUUGACUCCGACCGAAAUCGUCUUCAGAGCAACAUACGCGAAUCGGAGCGUGAGAUUUUGCAGCUUCAGCAGCAACUACGCAUUACCCAAGAAGAUCUGACAAAGUCUCAAAAUUUGAACAAUCAAGCUCAAAACACGGAGAAAGAAAUUCAGGGACGGUUGGCGAACGAGAUCGAAGAAAGAGAACGUUUGCACUUGCAACUGCAUCAGAUGAAGAAACAGGUCGUAGAUUUAGAAAACAGUCUGGAAGUGACUCGAAUGGAGCUGGGAAAACUGCGCGCUCACCACGACGAGGAAGACGAGCGAGCUCGCGGUCGGGAACAGGAGCUGCUCGUUCGUUUGGAGGAGGCUCGCUGCCGCGAACGAAAGCUCGAGGACCAGAAGCACAAUUUGGAGGUGUGCUUGGCCGACGCGUCGCAGCAGUUGCAGGAGCUCAAGGCUCGUCUGGGCGGUUCCGAGGGCCGAGUCCGAGCUCUAGACGCUCAGCUCUCCCAGCUGGACGCUCACAAGAAGGAGCUCGAGCAAAAACUUAGCAGUAUCGUUUUGAUACUCAGGCGCAUCGCUGGUAUUCAAUUCGAUGGCUCCGUCAGUAUGCCCUUCAAAGUCAGCCCACAACAAACGAGGCGCUUUAGUCCUGCGAGAGUUCAAGAGCCAGCGGAUGGAAAUCGCGAAGUCAUCCUGGACGUGGAUCCCGAGGCAGUCCGAAGGGGUGUCAAAGCUCUCAUGCAACAAGUUGCUCAAAUCGAACGUGAAAGAGACGACUGCAAAACGGAAUUGAGCAGCACGCGGAAGCAGCUCUUGGAAGCUCAGGAGAAUCAGAUGAAGAUCGACUCGAAGCUGAGCUCCCUCGUGGCGAGCAUGAGAUCCUUGCAAGACGAAAAGAACUCCAUGGAGACGAAGCUCAUGCAAAAGAGCACGCUUUUGCAGCAACAGACGGAAAAAUUGCAAGACAAAACGAGCGAGUGCGAUCGUUUCCGGGAGAGAGUCAUGAGCCUCGAGCUGGCGGUGAGCGGCAACUGCGAUGAAAAAACCAUGUUCGAAGAUAAAAUAGAAAAGCUGAAGCAGAUGGUGAACAAGCUGGAAAACGACAAACGCAUGAUCAAAGAGGAGCUGAGCAAGAGCGAGAAUCGCGCCACCCAAAUGGAAGUGCACAGAAUGUCGCUGGAGGGCGAUCUGCAGCGCUUGCAAAUGAUCAUACAAGAGAAGGAGAGCAACAUUCAGAAAUUGCAAGAUCGCUGCGACACGCAGGCGCGAACCAUCACGACUCUGGAAGAACGAUGCAGCUCCCUCAAGAGCACCGUCGAGCAGAUGAACCGCUCCUUGGAGUCGGCUGCGAGCGCCGAGAGCGACAUGAAAUGCGAGAUCAAUCAAUUGCACAGGAGCCUCAUCGAAUUUAACGCGCACUCUCAAAGCGAUACGGAAAAAAUGAAGCAGCUCCAGAAGCAACUAUCGACGACGGAAAGCGAGCGUCGGGUAUUGGCCGAGCGAUUGGAAAACGUCCAGUCGAGCCUGUGCGAGCUGCGUCACGCCAAUCAGAUGCUCAGCGAUCAGAACGCGCGGCUCCAAAACGAGGUGUCCAACAGCGAGGUGUUGCGCUCGGGCCUCGAGGCCCAAUUGAGACUGUCCAGCUGGCCGAGCGAUUCCCGAGGCGCUGCUUGCUCGGGAGGAGCCGCCAACUACUCCGACAACAAAGAUCACGAGGAAAUUACGCGUCAGUUGCAGCAGCUGCAACGCGAGAGAAGCGAGCUCAAAACCAAGCUCGAUCUUCUCACCGACAAGGUAAAAGGCCUGGAGAACGACAAGCGCAACUUGGAGCGUCAGGUGUCGUCGUCGCGAAUGCGCAGCAAGAGCUACGAGCGGCCGGAAAAGAUUCUCACGAGCGAGCUGUCGAUCGAGCAGUCGCUCAACAACGAUCAAUUGGAGCAGGAGAAUCGCGAGCUUAGAGCCAAAGUGCGACGCCUGGAAAAGCAAUUGGCCGAUCGCGAGGCCGAGAUAAGCCGAUUGAAGGCUCAGGUGCACUCGAGCUCGAUGCUCGAGCUGACGACUCGCGACAGAAGCCACUGCGAGCUGGAAAGGUCGCGAGCCGCUCAACUCCAGGCGGAAAAGCUGCUCGAGGCUCGGGAGCAGAGCCACAGGCAGCAGGUCAUCCGUUUGGAGAGUCAGAUCCACGCGUUGCGCGAGCAGCUGAAUCAGGAGAUCAAGCGACGUCAGUUGUACGUGCUCAGGAGUUCCCGAGCGGGCCGCGAGAUGCAGCAGAUACGUCAGGCUCUGGGGGACUCGUUGCGGACCGUGUCGCAGGACCCGUCGCUGGACGCCGUCCUGCUGGAGCACGAGGCGCGCAAACUCGACUGCACCAUGGCGACGACGGCGAGUCUGCCGGCCUCGUUCAGUCUGCCGCUGCCGUCCUCGACGUCCAUGUCCUUGGAGCGAGCCAGAUCACCGCUGCCUUAGAUGUGCCGCCACGAGCCUUUAUGAUUAGCCGCGUAUAUAUGUAUAACAUAGCUGUGAUUACUCUUCUCACGCACACCUCCUCCACUUUUAUACCAAAACGUACCUUUUGUAUUGAAUAACAGUCUUGUGCGUGUACAUACAUAUUUAGAUCCCAGAUCAUUCACGAGCUAUUUUGUUAUGUGUUUCUCGGCCUGCGCUCACAAGUAAACGUACGUUUAUAAUUAUUGUGCGAGUAGCUAAUCAUCGGCGUUACUCAGCUUAACGUCGGACGACGUCUACGGGAUGGAUAUUUAAUUGUAUUAGGGAACAUUCGUAGAGUAUUAAAUACGUUAUAAUUCUAGUCAAGCGUAGAUUGCAUAAUGCCACACGCGUUCUUCGUUACAUGAAUAAUUUAUCAAGCUCGGAUACAUUUAGUGAUUUUUAUGAUCGCGUCGCGAGCACGAAACGUUGUGGACGUUGGCGCGCGAGGCGCGAAAAGAAUCACGAAUGAACUGUGUCGAUUCUCUGGGCUUUGAGAAUAAAUCGGACAUGUACAGUUCAAGCGGGCGCGCACACGAUCCGGCAACUCGUUCUCUUUGUUGUCUCUUAAAAUUGUAGAUUUAUUAGAAAAGUAUAAGCACGCAAUGCAUGCACGCGGGCGCGCGCGUCGCGAGUAGUGCUUACAUAUAGUGCAGCAAACACGUGCGCGCCGAUCGCGACGAUUAGUCAGCAGAAAAUCCUCUGUGUACAGUAGAUACUCGCAAAUAUAUGAUCUCAUCCGUAAAAAUAUACGCGUUGUAGACCGCAGAAAAUAGAAGAAAAUCGCAGAAAACGGCGUGCCCAUUACGAGAAGCUAUUCUAUGAGCAAAUCGACAGCUAUUAUUGUAGGUGCAUGAGGUAUACUACACACACUACGUAGCCAACUAGUCUGAAAAGCUAAAACCUACUUUCAGCCCGUUUUGGCUUUUUCUAAAGCUCAUUAUGUAUGAUUAACCUUCUUGUAUAAUGUAUAUCAACUGUGUCGAGCUCGUUUCAUGUAAUGUAUAUCGCAAUAAAAUACAUCUUUUCGUUGUUUUUUCGUCAAACGA
This is a messenger RNA of Trichogramma pretiosum, 7114 nucleotides long. It is a transcript of the gene Root, whose product is annotated as rootletin. NCBI's taxonomy places the organism in Eukaryota, Metazoa, Arthropoda, Insecta, Hymenoptera, Trichogrammatidae. Bases 72 to 6047 code for a protein of 1991 amino acids. The record is from RefSeq and is a predicted model, not a curated record. The transcript has 19 exons.